This is a messenger RNA of Astyanax mexicanus (Mexican tetra), 919 nucleotides long. RefSeq lists its product as uncharacterized. Bases 125 to 808 code for a protein of 227 amino acids. The transcript has 6 exons. The record is from RefSeq and is a predicted model, not a curated record. Lineage: Eukaryota; Metazoa; Chordata; Actinopteri; Characiformes; Acestrorhamphidae.
UGCUGUUAGUUUUUCAGUUUUAACAGUAAAAGGAAGGGUGUGCGUCUCUCUCUGUGGUCCUACUGCCCUGAUUAUAUACAACAUUGUAAUAUUUGGCGGUGUGGAUGGAUAUUCCCGGAAGGUCAUGUACUUGAGUGCAGCAACAAAUAAUCGAGCAUCAACAGCCUACCAUUUCUUCUGUCAGGCCACUCAGAAGUAUGGUGUACCUUCAAGGGUCAGAGGUGACCAAGGAGUAGAGAACGUUGAUAUUGCCAGAUUUAUGUUCUCUACUCGUGGAACUGACAGAGGAAGCUUCAUCUCUGGUAAAAGUGUACAUAAUCAGAGGAUUGAGAGACUGUGGUGUGAUGUUCGGGUGAUUGUCACCAAUAAGUACUACAGCACACUGCGCUCUCUAGAGGUGAACGGACUCCUUGACAUAUCAGCAACUGAAGAUCUCUUCAGUGUGCACUACACAUUCCUUCCAAGACUCCAAGGAGACCUGGACAUUUUUGCUGAAGCCUGGAACAAUCAUCCUCUCCGAACUGAAGGCAAUCACAGUCCGGAGCAGCUGUGGCGAAUUGGCAUGUUGCACACAACCAUACACCAGCCAGAGGACAUUCAAGAGCCAGAUGUAGACUGGGACAUGGCAGCUCUUUAUGGUGAAGAAGAUGCUGAUGUGGGGGUAAUUGUUCCAGAGUUCAACUGUCCAUUACCUCAAAAGGAUAUGAGGGAGCUCCAAUCCUUGAUUGAUGCAACUGACACCAACAUUCCUGUAACAGAACAGUACAUGCUGUGUCGUGAGUUUGUGUCAGGACAUUGUGCACAGUGAAAGUCAUAGCUGUAUGCGUUCACUGGUUGAGUUUUUAUUGCUGGCACCAUGUCACAACAGCAGAGACAGUAAAAAUGUUUAAUUUAAUUUUUGUUUUUGAAUCAAAAACAG